Messenger RNA from Podospora bellae-mahoneyi, 3897 nucleotides. RefSeq lists its product as uncharacterized. Gene Ontology annotation, cellular component: nucleolus. The transcript is spliced from 5 exons. Gene Ontology annotation, biological process: rRNA processing; negative regulation of transcription by RNA polymerase II. Gene Ontology annotation, molecular function: DNA binding. The record is from RefSeq and is a predicted model, not a curated record. Lineage: Eukaryota; Fungi; Ascomycota; Sordariomycetes; Sordariales; Podosporaceae. The coding region runs from base 1718 to 3052 and encodes 444 amino acids.
UUGCUCUUCGCCUUGCCCAGAGCUCAGAGCUGACAGUCAUGACGGCCACAGUGGCAUCGUGGAGGGGUUUCAAGCUUAUCGAUUGCAACCUUGGAAUUGCUGUCAGGUUGCCCCGACCCCGGACCCGAGAGGCCGAUCUGACAGGGAGUGGGGGUUAACAACCAAGCCACCACUAGGCUUUAAACCAACCACACUCUGUGGCUUGUGGGAAUGCCAUCUCAAAAUCCAUCCAUCCAGCGCCGGCACUGUUCAGGAGGCAGGUGCCUGUCGUCGCGCGCGCGAACGGGCCCCUCGCAUUGGAUUGUGCCACUGUUCAUGCAACUCGUUUGCGAUUCAGGCUGGCUCGAUCAGUGGCUCGUACCAAUCGGCAGGAAGAUGUCGCGCCAGGUCUGAAACAGGAGACGACUGGAUAAGGGGCAAAGGUUGCAACACCCGACGGCGUGCUUCAAUCGGCUUGACAGCUUCUCCAGUUCAAGAGCUCUUGAUGGAGUAAGCGCUGCCGAAUUGCUCUAGAAGCAUCAAGGCAAACUCAAUUCGGGGGCUGCAUUGACGAAUUGAGUGCCUGUGCUGCGCUGUUCCUGAGCUAGGCCGCGGUGAAUCCACCGAACCGCCUCACGGGUAAGCCCCCACCUGUUUAGCUGCGUUGCGUUUGGGUACAGAAAGACUGCCCAAACGACAUCAUUCUGGGCCUCUCUGCAUGAAGGGUUUUUUGCUGGUCCUUGAUGUCUGUAUUGUGGCCGCGAAGAAGGCUGGGUUGCCCCUUUUCCUUUAUCUCUUUUGAGCAAUACUCGGGACUGAUCACAGGUCAGAUGAACCGUCAUCUAUGCAAGAAGUGGUGUUGUGCCGGCAUUGGCUUCUUUUUUUAAAUGAAUUGAAACGCGCUUCGAGCUGUCUCCUGACCAACCAAAGACGCGCUUCAAGUCAAGUUUCGUGUUGAGGAUGCAGUUUGUUGUGCCACAUCUCCCCGCUUUUCGAACCCGGAGGGGUCAUCUCCAGCGGUUCUGUCAGCCACUCAGGGCACUCUGUAGCAAAUCGGGACAAACGGGCAGCUCCGCAACCAAGAGCGGGUGGAGGGGCUGCUGUGGCUCAUAAGUGGGCUCGUGGGCUGCGGGACUGCGGGCCCGGCAACAGGGCAACGCAGAGACUAGCGAUGCAUCGGCGCCCAAAAACCUCCAACCAAACACCAGUCCAAGCCAUCCAAAUUCGACUUUUCCCUGUUGACAGCGCACACAAAUUUUUCUUCGAAUCCCACGAUUCCAAGCCGGCCACGAAGACCGGACUCCCGUCGACUACCGUGGAUCGGCCUCACCAGCCCGCUAGCCCCCGCUGUUGCUAGUGCGCCGUUCUACAGUUCUGCCCGUCAGCUUCAUCCGCUCUCAUUCGUGCCCAACGGCGCAGCGCAGCAGCAAGCAGAGCCCACUUUGUUGACAAUCCUGAGGGACGCUCGCUGCCCGUCCGAGACCCAUUCUUCAUCUCUUCAGUUCUCUUUUCUUCACCGCACCCCCAACACUAAGAGCCCGGGCAACAGCCUCCUUUGCCUCGUCUUCACCGUCCCGGAACGAUUGGACAGAACUCGACCUGCUUGCAACUGUCAGCUAACAGCCAGAAGAGCCGCCUCCGAGACCACCGACAGCAGGGCAACAAGCCGCUACACAUUUUGCAGACUCUGCACCACCAAUUGGACCAACCCCGAGGAUACCAAGGGCCAACUGACACCAUGGUUUCCUUUUCGUGCGAGGCCUGUGGAGACAUAUUCACCAAGAAGAAACUCGACCCGCACCGCAACCGCUGUCGAGGUGCUACCUUUACCUGCAUCGACUGUAUGGUACAUUUUCCUGGCACAGAAUAUCGCUGGCACACGAGUUGUAUGAGUGAGGAACAAAAGUAUCAGGGUGCCCUCUAUAAAGAGAAGAAGCCAAAGCAGCAGCAACACCAGCAGCGCGUUCCCCCUCUCGCACCACCUCCUCCACCUGCCGCCAUGGCUCAACCAGCAUAUGUCGAAUCAGUCGCCGAGGACGACAACUGGAAGAAUUACGAGCAACGCAGUGACGAUGAUAGCCGUUCCAUCAACCUUCCGGAAGCGCCUACCCCGCCUUCUGCCGUGGACAUGGGAGGCAACGUGAAUGUCUUUGAUUUCAUGGUUGACAACCCCACGCCAACCGCUUCCAAUGUUUCGCUUCCCCUCCCCGUCCCUACUCAGGUUCCAGCAAACGAGGAGAUGUCCCUCGUGCGGUUUGACCCGGAGGCCAACGGUGGCGACAACUUCGAAGACCAUGCCCUCAUUCACCAAGAAAAUGGUGCUGUAGCCUUGAACCAGUUCCAGACACCCGCGCCAAAACAGCCCCGGAGAAAGACCAAGGACAGCGAAAGUAGCGUCAAGAAAGACAAGAAGCGCAAGAGACUACACAUCGAAACCGACCAGGUCAUGAUCGAUGCCCCACCAGUAAUGCACUCCGGGUUGACUGGUGGCUUGAAGGGUCUUAUGAGCAGGUCGUCCGUAUUCCCACCAUCUCCAGACUAUUCUGGAGACAAUAUUGCGACACCAGCAAGUCCUUUGAAGAAGACCAAGUCGUCCAAGCAUCACCACAAGUCCCUUGCGCGCACGACAACCGAGUCUUUGAGCAACGGCCUGAUGGCCAUGAUUGCCGGACCUUCCAAGACGAAGUCGUCCAAGAAGAAGGCCAAGACCAGCUCCAGCUCCAAGGACUCCAAGAAGAAGAGUUCCAGCUCCAGCAGCCCCAAGCGCCUUGAAGGCGGCAAGGAGCCAAAGCUCCUCGAAUACCGACCUGGAUCCAAGGAUAGCAAGGAGGGUGAUGUGGCCAGUGGCCAGAUGGUCAUUUACAAGCCUGCCGCCGACCACUUUUUGAGCCUUGUUACCAAGGGUCCCGAGAGUGAGAAGGGAUGCAGCGUCAACAAGGCACUUAAGAGGUACCACCGUGAGCGCAGCAACUCGGGCGUCAGCCUCAGCAAGUUGAUGGAAGAGAAGGAGUUGUUCAAGACUCUGCGGAUGAAGAGGAAUGACCGGGGAGAGAUUGUGUUGUUUACCAUUUGAAGCGUUAGCAUGGUGUCUGAGAAGCGUGUAUGCAUAUGGGAAACGGGUAGCAUCCGGGGGCUCCGUGGCAUGGGGCCUGGGUAAUAACAUCAUUCCGAUCUGGGAGUUAAGUGGUGAGACAUGAUGGGCAUAUUGUGGGCAUACGGUUUUUCUUCUUCUUUUUCUCUUGAUGAUACCUCUCGGCGAUGGACGUGAUGCAUUCUUUUGGUCGUUUCCUUUUCUUCUCACACGGGGUGCAAAGUCGCAGACUCACCUUGAUUUCUUUUGUGGUUUGGUUGACUGGGGGUUUCUUCAUCUUUUCUGGUCCGCGCAAGCUGGCUAUUUCUCUUUUCCUCUCUAAUCUCUCUAAUAGAAGUGGGAGCGAAAGAAGAUGGAUUGCUUGGUGGACCCUGGUGGUUUUUACCGGUUUUCUAAUAUCCUGAUUUCCAUCUUUGUGUUUUGUUUGGUUAAGUUUUCGAUUGCAGUGUUCCUUUCUUGUAUUAUUUUACAAUUUGAGGAAGAGAAGAAAGAGAGACUAAGGACAAGCAAAACUAAUGGUGGUGGUGGUGGUGGUGGUUGAAGAGGGGGUUACUUGAUACCUUUUCUUGCUGUACUGCCAUUUUUUUUUCGAAGAAGAAUCAGGAUAGAUGUUUUUUUUUUUUUGAUUGGAGUGAAUAUCUGGGGAGGCUUUUUUGAUUGCUUUUGUUUUUUCUCGACAGUGGUUUUUUUUUUUUUUUUAAUCUUGUGUGAAAUCUAUGAUUGAAGUCGUCUUUAGCAGAUGUAUAACGUAUUUUUAUACUUGAGUUGUUGCAAUUCAAAGCAAGCAGAAUCAUUACUAGUUGAAUUUUGGACCAUGUCUCAAACAA